AUGGUGCGUCCAACGGUCCCAAGUUGGCGCCUCUCCAUCACUGCGGUUGUGGGUGCCGCGUGCGGUUUCGGUUGUCUUCUGGCCGGCUUUGCAGGUGCCUCUUUGACAGGGCUUCCUGGCGUGUUUGACCCAAGCCUGGAGGCUGCAGCUGUGGAAGGUGUCCGCGAGUAUCUGGCACAAGUGCGCAAUGGAAGCCUUGAGCGGCUUUCUCGCAUUACUGUUGAGCCGCCGGCUCUGGUAUCUGUUCGGGCGGACACUGCCGUCGGACCCGACAUGCCCUUUGAAGAGCAGAGCGAUCCUUUUUCUCCCACCGACAUGUCAGGAAUUGGUGCGGUGGAUCACACGAUGCGAGGUGGCAUGCGUCAACCGUCCUUCAGGUGGGGUGACCCAAACCUCACAGUAACCGGAGCGCGGCCGCACCACAGCUCUGCGUCCACCGGACAAACACCGACCAGGCCGGGCGCUACAGCGACAACGACGCCAUGGCCGGGCAAUUCCCGAGAAGGCAGAGGCAAAGACGCAACAAAGAGCGCAUUUCCAGCGCCCUAG
This is a messenger RNA of Besnoitia besnoiti, 549 nucleotides long. RefSeq lists its product as uncharacterized. The record is from RefSeq and is a predicted model, not a curated record. Bases 1 to 549 code for a protein of 182 amino acids. The transcript is spliced from 3 exons. NCBI's taxonomy places the organism in Eukaryota, Apicomplexa, Conoidasida, Eucoccidiorida, Sarcocystidae.